This is a messenger RNA of Olea europaea var. sylvestris, 486 nucleotides long. Its product is annotated as aquaporin TIP1-1-like. NCBI's taxonomy places the organism in Eukaryota, Viridiplantae, Streptophyta, Magnoliopsida, Lamiales, Oleaceae. The coding region runs from base 151 to 486 and encodes 111 amino acids. Gene Ontology annotation, cellular component: plant-type vacuole membrane. Gene Ontology annotation, molecular function: water channel activity. Gene Ontology annotation, biological process: transmembrane transport; water transport. The transcript has 2 exons. The record is from RefSeq and is a predicted model, not a curated record.
GGAAACUGGCUAUAUCAGGUAGCACAUUCCCUUCAGCAUCAGUAUAUGUACUCGAACAGCAUGAGAAGUGGAAACCAGUAAUAUACUCACCAGAAAGAUUCAAAGGAAGUGUGUUUCUGGUACCCCAGUUAAUUUUUCAAUUAUUCGAAGAUGCCGGUCAGCAGGAUAGCGGUGGGGAGGCUGGAAGAGGCGACUCAGCAGGACGCCUUGAAGGCGGCAUUGGCUGAGUUCAUAUCAACCCUAAUAUUUGUGUUUGCUGGCUCAGGUUCAGGCAUGGCCUUCAACAAGCUAACAGACGACGGAGCCACCACUCCGGCAGGCCUCAUUGCAGCUGCAGUGGCCCAUGCAUUUGCACUUUUCGUGGCUGUUUCCGUUGGUGCCAACAUUUCCGGUGGCCAUGUUAACCCUGCUGUCACUUUUGGAGUAGCACAUUCCCUUCAGCAUCAGUAUAUGUACUCGAACAGCAUGAGAAGUGGAAACCAGUAA